GUUUUAAAUUUCUUUUUUUUAUGAGUAGGUAAUAAAAAACUAAACUAUGGCUCUUUUUGGAAUGGUCUUUGUUUUGCUUAGUGUUUUUACCUUACCAAAUGAAUCACUUAUAAAUGAUCGUCCUAUUAUUGCUGUACUUGCACAACUAUCACCAGUUGACAAUCAUUACUCUUAUAUUGCUGCUUCUUACGUCAAGUAUUUAGAGAGUGCAGGAGCUCGCGUUGUACCUAUUCCUGCUAGUAUGACAGCAGACGAAGUCUCAAAAUUAUUCAACUAUGUAAAUGGAGUUCUAUAUCCGGGUGGCAGCACAACAUGGUUUACCUCUGGGUACUACAAACAUGCUAAAAUUUUUCAUGAUCUUGCUAUUAAAGCCAACAAGAAUGGAGAUUAUUUUCCUGUUUGGGGGACUUGCCUUGGCUUUGAAACACUUCAUGUAAUUGCUACCGAGAGUGGAGAUGUGUUAACAAACUUUGCAGCUGAAGAUAUCUCUUUAGCAUUAAACUUUACUCCAGAUGCAAGCACAAGUCGCUUGUUCUCAGGAAUUGAUAAAAAUUUGUUUAAAGCAUUAUCAGCUGAAAACAUUACAUACAAUCACCAUUCAUACGGAAUAUCUCCUAAGGAAUACACGGUUAGAUCUACUCUCAAAUCGUUUUACAAAGUUUUAUCUACUAACAAAGAUGUCAAUGGACUGACGUUUGUUUCAUCUAUUGAAGCUUAUGACUACCCUUUUUAUGGCACUCAAUGGCACCCAGAAAAAAAUGCUUUCGAGUUUUCUCAAAACGAGCAACUUCCUCAUUCUGUGAAUGCUGUCAGAAUGGCACAAUAUGUUGCAAACUUUUUUGUUGACGAAUCUCGAAAAAAUUCACACAAAUUUCCGUCAGCAAAACUUGAGCAGGAUUAUUUAAUUUACAACUAUAAUCCUGUUUAUACUGGGGGUAAAGAAGGAAGACUUACUAACUUUGAGCAAGUAUAUCUCUUUCCAGAAACUCCCCACAAUGAAAUAUAAUUUUUCAUCCAAGCGGAUUAGUUAAUUUCCACAGUUUAAUAAAUUAAACGUUUUUACUUAUUUCACUUUUACUUUUCGUUACUUUAAAAAGUUUUUAAACGUUGUUUUAGUUGUUUCAGAUUUAAAAAUUCUAACUUUUGUUCUGUAACUUUUAAUUGACAAAAUUUUAAUAAAACUGUAAUUAAAAAUAUUGUGAACUUUUUUUUGAAGUUUCAUAAGCAGUUUUUUGCUACUAUAGUAUAAUUCACAAACUUUUUUAGAUUUAAUUACGUAUUUAUAAAUUGCAGAUUUAGUUGUGCUUUAAAAAGCUAUCUAUCAUAUAAUUAUGCAGCCGAACACAUAUAAUUAUGCAGCCGGAAACAUGUAAAAUAGAGUUGUAACAUAGUUGUAAUACCGUUGUAAUAUAUAUAUAUAUA
Molecule: messenger RNA, 1422 nt
Organism: Hydra vulgaris (swiftwater hydra)
Lineage: Eukaryota; Metazoa; Cnidaria; Hydrozoa; Anthoathecata; Hydridae
Product: gamma-glutamyl hydrolase A
Biological process (GO): tetrahydrofolylpolyglutamate metabolic process
Cellular component (GO): vacuole
Molecular function (GO): gamma-glutamyl-peptidase activity
Source: RefSeq, a predicted model, not a curated record